Labrus bergylta (ballan wrasse) is the source of this 3586-nucleotide messenger RNA. RefSeq lists its product as uncharacterized. The record is from RefSeq and is a predicted model, not a curated record. Lineage: Eukaryota; Metazoa; Chordata; Actinopteri; Labriformes; Labridae.
UAACAGCUGUUCAUGGCACAAGUCUGAAAUAGGUCUGUGUGUCAACGCAGCUGCGUCCGGGUAUUUCCGGGUGGCGAGAGGCUGCUCUGGUACAGCUAGCAUCACUUUGGUCCAGCCUCCUUCCUCCAUCCAGCCUCCUUCCUCCAUCCAGCCGCGACAGCAGCCACCUGAGGCCGGAAACACAAACCGGACCAACAGUUAUUGACCGGGACAGAUCAAUAAUUGAUGUGUUCUAGCUGAAAGCCAAAGCGGGGAGCAGCGAGCAGGAGUCAUGGCGGCGUCGCUUCUCUCCGAGACCGACAUCAUGCACCGGUCCAUGGCGGAGGAGGAUCCGAAUGGAAAUGAGCACGGAGCGGCUUCACGCAGCGCUGCACCUCGCUGGGGACCGCAGCACGCCGGGGCCCGACAGCUAGCGCGGCUCUACUCUCCCGGUAAGCGCCUCCAGGAGUGGGUGUGUGUCAUUCUGUGCCUCUUUCUCUUCAUCAUCAACUUCUCCUUUCUCCUCCUGCACUUCUCCACCGUUCACAUCUACAAGAUCGUCCUCGGAAUCGUCCUGGGGAUCGUGACGGCAGACUUUGCAUCGGGGAUGGUCCACUGGGGGGCGGAUACCUGGGGAUCUGUGGACAUCCCUGUUAUUGGCAAGGCAUUCAUCCGUCCUUUCAGGGAGCACCACAUCGAUCCGACCGCCAUCACUCGCCACGACUUCAUUGAAACCAACGGCGACAACUGCAUGAUCCCCAUCCUACCACUGUCUUACAUGGCCUACAAGUUCCUCACAUGCACACCAGAGGCCUUGGUGGCGUCCUAUCCCUGGGACUGCUACGUCUUCGCCCUGGCCGUUUUUGUGACAUUGACCAAUCAGAUUCACAAGUGGAGCCACUCCUACUUCGGCCUGCCGUGCUGGGUCAUGCUGCUUCAGGACUGGCAUCUGGUGUUGCCACGGAAACAUCAUCGCAUCCACCAUGUCUCGCCACAUGAGACAUACUACUGCAUCACUACAGGCUGGUGUAACUAUCCACUGGACCAGGUGGGCUUUUGGAGACGGAUGGAGCAAUUGAUCCAACGACUAACAGGGCAGAGACCGCGUUCAGAUGACCUGGCAUGGGCCAAGAAGACCGACAGAUAAACACACAAAUGGAUGGAGGGGCAAAGGGGCUUUCAGCUGCAAACGUAGAAUAGAGAUGAGGAGAAACACACACACACACACACACACACACACACACACUGUACCUAUGUCUCUAUGCUUCUUGCUUUUUUGCAAAAAGAAAAAAAAAUCAAAGACAUUCCAAUUGAUUUCUUUGCUUGCUUUAGUCUGUACUUUAACAAGCUUUGAACGUAGGAGGCAAAACCAUUAACACUCUGCUGUGACAGCCAAUCAGCUUUUAGUCCUGUUGACCAAUGACGUGUGGAGGCAUUGUGGUGUGUAGGUGUAGGAGGUUUCUGGAGGUUGGGCUCUCCAGGAGUGACACCACGCUGCUUGUUUCAGGCAGCUUCUUACACACACACACACACACGCACACGCACACGCACACACGCGCACACACACGCGAGAAAACCAUGUUAACAAGAAGAGGUAAAAAUAAAUACUCUGUCUUCUAUAUAAUAUUUAUUAUGGCUUUACUUUAAACCACUCUCAGCAUCGUCUUCAAUACAUUGUUAGUGCAUACAUACAAACCUAUGUGAAUUCCUGUGGCUCACUUUGGAUCUGUUGGGAUUCGUGGAGCUCACACACACAGACAAUCCUCAUUGAUGUUUUUCAUCAGAGAUGAGUUUGAAAAAGUCUACUUUUUUUAUAGCUUCAUGAUAAACCUCUAUCAAUUCAAAGCUCCUAAAUGAACAUAUCUAAAGCUUAAAAUGAGCCAGAAAUAUCGUUUUCAUCUUGAAGCCAUUUUAAUGACUUUCUCUCAUUUGACGUAAAGAAGCAUUUCAUCUUUUUGCACUUUCAUGCUUAUGCUUAAGAUCGACAGCCAGAUUUAUUUUUUCACUUUGUGACAUCUUUAGUCGGACGAUAUCCACUUACAAUAAAAGGAUGUCUGCCGUCAGAUUUCCAUAUUUCUUAACAGACAGAGAUGACACACAGCUGAGCUUGUUAGUGAUCUGAAUGGAAGUGGCAGAUAUGAGCACAGUGAACAUGUUUAUACUUACAGGAUUUUUCAGAAAUGUUUGCAAAGAUCUAUACCACUCUGAAUGUCAGGAUGAAAAACACAAGGUCAGUUAGUAAAUCUUAGCAUAGAGACUGAAAACAACAAGAAAUGCAAAACUACACCUUUACAGCCUGAAUUUAACCCUUAAUUUUCUUGAUGUACGAUAGAUAUUUACCUUCAAACACAGCCAGCCAUGCUUUCUUUCUCUGUUUUUCUGUCUUCACUGUGAGCUUCAGCUUUCCAUUAGGCAUGCAGACUUAAGCUGGUCAAUCUUCUGAUCCUUCAUCAGCAAGAAAGUAAACAAGAACAUUUCAAAAGAUGACAUAAAAAAAGGUUAAACACAGAGAGAGUCUGGCAUGACUCGAGUCUCUUUCCUUAGUUAACAGAGUGGCACAGACACAAGGGGGAGAACCUUCUUGGCUUCUGUAGUUUCUCCGUUUUCUACUCAUGCCUGCAGACAGAAAUCUUUUCAGCUAAAGUGUUGUUUCUUGGGGGAUGCUUUUGGCUGCCCUUAAGGCCAAAAAUGGAGUAAAACAUGUUUUAUGAAUUGUUUUUCACCUCCUCACUGGAAACCUCACGGCAGGGAAACUUAGCUGGUAAUCACCCUUAAGUCCUGCUUUCUUGUCACAUUCUGCAUCACAAGAAAUUCAGCUUGACUUCAGUCCAGAAUAGCAAACAGAAAACAGAUUCCCCUCCUUAUCACUUCAGUUGGUUGACCUUUCACAUCCAUAAUACUCCAGUUUAAAAGUGAAAGGGAGUUUGGUCAUUUCUGCUUUUCUGUCAUUUUAAAUACAAACUAAACAGAAAUUUGUUACAAACCCUAAAACCCGUCACACAUUAAAAAAAAAGAUAUAUUCAUGUGUUAAAAAAUCCUAGAAUUUUUUUUAUAACAAUUUGUCAGCUGAUGUGAAAAAGAGGAAGAGAGCCUUAAAGUAAUUUUAAUAAUAUUUAAUAUAACUGUCAUUAAUUUGCUUUCAAUGUCUCCAUCAUCUGGGUCUUGUUUCAGUCUCUACACAUGCACUUUAGUCGUCUGUUUCUGACUCUGUAAAAGAGGCUGGCUGCUUGAAGCGUUCUUUAUUUUUAGGCUGUUAAUCAUUUCAACCACAGGUUGGUAAUAACUGCACUUUAUUGUUUUACUUUUGUUAUUAUCUCAAAAGGCACUCAUGAUAACACAUAGUAUACGGAUUCAAUCAAACAUCUCACUAGCAUGCACACACACAUACACACACACGUUGAAUGCAGUCACACACAAACACACACAUGCUCUUUAUCACUUUGUGUUCUGUGUCCUCUGGCUUUGUAAUUUUCUGUUUUUUUAUGAAUGGAUCAAGCCUUGUAUAGUUACAUUUUGACGUUACAUUUUGCAGCUCGAUGCUCACUGCUCGUCUUGCCUUAAUGUUUUUAUCUGCUCUUUGGUUUUAAUAAAGGGUUAUUGACACCAA